Molecule: messenger RNA, 681 nt
Organism: Gossypium raimondii (Peruvian cotton)
Lineage: Eukaryota; Viridiplantae; Streptophyta; Magnoliopsida; Malvales; Malvaceae
Product: RNA polymerase II transcriptional coactivator KIWI
Exons: 4
Coding region: 69-395 (108 amino acids)
Biological process (GO): positive regulation of transcription initiation by RNA polymerase II
Cellular component (GO): transcription regulator complex; nucleus
Molecular function (GO): transcription coactivator activity; DNA binding
Source: RefSeq, a predicted model, not a curated record
CGGGGGAAAGGGAAGUUUACUAGAAAAAAAAAGCUCACAAAUUGCGAAGACAGAGAGAGUUGGAGGGAAUGUCGUUUAGAGGGAAGAGAAAGGAUGGAGAGGGUCUCGCUUCCGACGAGAACGAGGAUCACGCGCCUCCUAAUAAAGUCUCCAAGAUUUCUUCUGCAGUCGACUCUGACGAUUCCGACGAUGUCGUCGUCUGCGAGAUAUCCAAGAAUAGGAGAGUUUCAGUGAGGAACUGGAAUGGCAAGAUUUGGGUUGAUAUUCGUGAAUUUUAUGUCAAGGAUGGUAAACAGUUGCCUGGCAAGAAAGGUAUUUCUCUAAGUCUGGACCAGUGGAAUGUUCUAUGCGAUCAUGCAGAGGCAAUCGAUAAGGCACUUGCUGAGAACUCGUAGGAAGUAGAGAUAUGGUAUACCAAGGGAAUCUAAGGACCUUUUCAUAUAUUUUGGAAAGUUAACUUGCUGGAGGCCUAGGUUUUGUUGUUUAUGAUAGAUCUUAACUUGUUUUUGAAGUUGCUAUACUUAGAAGAUAUUUUAUGCGGACCUCCAUUUUGUGUAAUUAGUUGUGUAGCUUUCAGCUAUUAGACUGAAUUUCAGCUGUAUCUUUCAUGUUGGAUGAUAUUAACAUGAUCUGUGAAAUGGAGACGUAAAAAAGGAACUAGAUGGUGAAUUUUGCUAUUAA